Messenger RNA from Venturia canescens, 1906 nucleotides. It is a transcript of the gene ProRS-m, whose product is annotated as prolyl-tRNA synthetase 2-like protein, mitochondrial. Gene Ontology annotation, biological process: prolyl-tRNA aminoacylation. Lineage: Eukaryota; Metazoa; Arthropoda; Insecta; Hymenoptera; Ichneumonidae. Gene Ontology annotation, cellular component: cytoplasm; mitochondrion. Bases 519 to 1850 code for a protein of 443 amino acids. Gene Ontology annotation, molecular function: ATP binding; proline-tRNA ligase activity. The transcript is spliced from 8 exons. The record is from RefSeq and is a predicted model, not a curated record.
GCUCUUUUUGCCUGCUCCUAAUUCGAGAUGUAGAAAGCACCACGGGCGCAGAGUGAAUCGAUUUGAUGAGCUACCACACGCCAGUCGUGAGUGUACGUACACGCGUCUAUACGUACAGUAUACCGAGAUGGAAAAAACCCAGUGGCGAGAAUGAAAAUGAAAAAACUGAACACUUCGAACGAGCCUGGUGAGGCGAAUGAACUUUAACAUCGAACUACAAACAUUCAACAAUAUAUAAACCAAGAAAAUGACGAUUCUCGAUGGAGAGUAAUGCAGACCGUGGCGGACCGUGCGGACUGGUGCGGAUCGUGACGCCAUCCAGUGCAUCCAGUAAAGAAAAUGGCGGAUCGUAUGAGUAGCGCGUGGAGUGGAAGGCGCCGGCGGAGUUUUCUCGUAUCGUCGAUAAGAUGAUUCCUCAGGUUUUCAAGCCCAUAGAGCCGAGCAGAAGAUUAUUUUGUAUUAUUCGCCUGUCGUGGUUCCACCGGAAUUGAAAAUCUUUGUAUUUUUCGACAGAAAAGAUGUCAAAAAAUUUAAUAAAUGUGAACACAGUGUCUCGGUUAUUUCAACCGAUAAAGGCAAUACCAAAAGACGCAGUUUUAAAACCUAACAAUGUUUCCAAAGGUUACAAGUUGAUGGUUGAUAUGGGUAUAAUUAAACAAGCUAAUCCCGGAAUGCACACCUUGAUGCCUCUUGGCUUGAGAGUUCUACAAAAACUCAUCAACAUCGUAGACAAAGAAAUGAACAAACUUGGAGCACAAAAAUUGCUUCUCCCUAAUUUGACCAAUGCUUCUCUUUGGGAAAAAACUAAUAGGCUACAGAAUGUUGACAAUGAAUUGUUUACCCUACAGGAUAGACACAAAAAUGUCUUUAUUCUCAGCCCUACACACGAAGAAGCAAUAACAGAUUUAGUGGCCAGUAUGGGACCCAUGUCCUCCAAACAAUUGCCUCUUAUGCUCUAUCAAAUAUCCAGCAAGUGGAGGGAUGAGAAGAAACCACGGCUUGGUUUAUUUAGGGGUCGAGAAUUUAUAAUGAAAGAUCUUUAUACUUUUGACUCGAGCUUGGAAAAUGCGCAAAAUACUUACUCAGCUGUUCGUGAAGCUUAUGAAAACAUAUUCAAGCAUAUCGGUAUAGAAUACACAAUAGCCGUUGGUGAUACAGGAAUAAUGGGAGGAACUUUGUCACAUGAGUACCAUUAUUUAUCAGAUAUUGGUGAGGACAGAGUCUUGUCUUGUCAUUCGUGUGGUUUUUAUAUCAAUUCGACCAUGUACAGUGAUCAUCUUUGUGGCACAUGUCAUAGCCCGCUUCUGGUUCACAAAGCUGUAGAGGUUGGUCACACAUUUCUUCUUGGCACGAGAUAUUCGGAACCUCUUCAUGCCACAUACCGUGAUGAGAAUAAAACAAAACCCAUGAUGAUGGGUUGUUACGGUCUUGGUUUGACAAGGCUCAUAGCAACUGCGGUUGAAACUCUUUCUAAGGAACACGAGCUCAGGUGGCCAAAACACAUUGCGCCGUACACUGUUUGCAUUGUACCUCCAAAGAAAGGCAGUACCCAGGAGCCUGCAUCUCAUUAUUCGAUGAAGAUCUACGAAUUUUUGGAAAACAAUAAUAUAGACGUAAUAAUCGACGACAGAGACGAUUUAACUAUUGGCCGACGUAUGCUCGACGCAAAUCGAACGGGUUAUACGUAUUUAAUUGUCAUUGGGAAGCAGGCCGUUGAAAAGACACCUCACUUCGAAAUUCAUGAUAUCAAUAAUUCGAAUAGUUUUCUUUUCACCCUCGAACAAUUGAAAGACUUUUUCGAAACGAAUUGCAGCGAUCAGCAAACAAAGCUCGAAGCCGUUAUCGCUUAAAGCGAUAUUGUAAAUCAUUGAAAAUGUAUAGGAAAUAAAUGUACAUUGAGAAAAUA